This is a messenger RNA of Acomys russatus (golden spiny mouse), 932 nucleotides long. RefSeq names its product GINS complex subunit 1 (gene Gins1). Gene Ontology annotation, cellular component: GINS complex. The coding region runs from base 140 to 730 and encodes 196 amino acids. NCBI's taxonomy places the organism in Eukaryota, Metazoa, Chordata, Mammalia, Rodentia, Muridae. The transcript has 7 exons. The record is from RefSeq and is a predicted model, not a curated record. Gene Ontology annotation, biological process: DNA replication; DNA strand elongation involved in mitotic DNA replication.
UGGCGCCAAAGCGAGGAGCUGCUUGCUGGAGCUGAGGGGCUCUGAACAAUAGAGGUGACGGGGCUGGGAGCCGGGAGCCCAGCGACCGUUUGGCGUGACUUGGCAGUUGACGAGACCGCUGGAACCAGGCGCGACCAUCAUGUUCUGCGAAAAAGCUAUGGAGCUUGUCCGCGAGUUACACCGCGCGCCGGAAGGGCAGCUGCCUGCCUUCAACGAGGAUGGACUCCGACAAGUUCUGGAGGAGAUGAAAGCUUUGUAUGAACAAAAUCAGUCUGAUGUGAAUGAGGCGAAGUCAGCUGGCCGAGGUGAUCUGAUACCAACCAUCAAAUUUCGGCAUUGUUCUUUGUUAAGAAAUCGACGCUGCACUAUAGCAUACUUGUAUGACCGGUUGCUUCGGAUUAGAGCACUGAGAUGGGAAUAUGGCAGUGUCUUGCCAAAUGCUUUACGGUUCCACAUGUCUGCUGAAGAAAUGGAGUGGUUCAACCAUUAUAAAAAGUCUCUUGCUACUUACAUGAGGUCACUGGGAGGAGAUGAAGGCUUGGACAUCACACAGGAUAUGAAACCCCCCAAAAGCCUAUAUAUUGAAGUGCGAUGUUUAAAAGACUAUGGAGAAUUUGAAGUUGAUGAUGGCACUUCAGUCCUGCUUAAAAAAAAUAGUCAGCACUUUUUGCCUCGGUGGAAGUGUGAGCAGUUAAUCAGACAAGGAGUUCUAGAGCACGUGCUGUCUUGACUGUAUCCUGUGAUGACAACAGCAAGGCACUUCAGGCUCUGCCAGGUGUGAAGCCAAGCCUAGCUUAGCAUCCUCACAGUGUCCUUACUGGACCUCCCCUUUCUUCUUUGAUUUUAAAUUUACAGACAUGCUCUAAGGUAAUCAAGAGGGCUUCGGUUAUAGCUCAGCAGAGAGCACUUGCUUAGCAUUUGAGGAAACCCAG